AUGGAAACUAUCUUGGUUACUGGUGGAACUGGCUUAGUCGGAAGAGGUAUUCAGUUGGCCCUUGAAAGAAUGAAGGAGAAUGGAAAGAGAGAGAAUGAAAACUGGGUUUUCCUGAGCUCCAAGGACUGCGACCUUUUAGACCGUGAAGCAUCCCGUGCUGUUUUUGAAAAAUACAAGCCUGCUUAUGUGAUUCACCUGGCUGCUAAGGUCGGAGGUCUGUUCAAUAACAUGGCCCACAAGGUGGAGUUUUACAAUGAUAACAUUAUCAUGAACAUGAACGUGAUGGAGUUGUGCCGUGAGUUCAAGGUGAAGAAGCUCAUUUCUUGUCUUUCUACGUGCAUCUUCCCUGACAAGACGACCUACCCCAUCGAUGAAACCAUGAUUCAUACGGGUCCUCCACACUAUUCCAACGAAGGAUACGCCUACGCCAAGCGUAUGAUCGAGGUGAUGGAUCGUCUGUAUGCUGAGGAAUACGGAUGCCACUUCACCGCCAUCGUGCCCACCAACAUCUACGGUCCUUAUGAUAACUACGAGAUUGAAGGUGGCCACGUCGUUCCCGGUCUGAUCCACAAGUUCUACAAGGCCAAGCAAACCGGCGAGCCUGUGUGUGUCUGGGGUUCUGGCAAGCCUCUGCGCCAGUUCAUCUACAACGUCGAUAUGGGAGAGCUGAUUGUGUGGGUGCUCCGUGAGUACGAGGAGAUCGCGCCCAUCAUUCUGUCCGUUGGAGAGGAUGAGGAGGUGUCGAUCGGUGAUGUGGUGAACUACAUUGCGGAUGCGAUCGAUUACCACAAUAUCGAGUACGACCAUACCAAGGCGGACGGACAGUUCAAGAAGACGGCUUCGAAUGCCAAGCUGCGAAAGUACCUGCCUGAUUUCAAGUUCACUCCGAUGAAGGAGGGAAUUAAGGAGACUGUGGACUGGUUCGUGGCGAACUAUGAUACUGCCCGAAAGUGGAUUGUUUGUUUUAGCAAUUUUCAUACUACGUUGAACAGAAAAAGGAUAUCAUGCAGAGCAUCGUUGAUAGCAUUGUGGGAGCGCAGGUGA
Messenger RNA from Blastocystis hominis, 1044 nucleotides. RefSeq lists its product as hypothetical. The transcript is spliced from 2 exons. Bases 1 to 1044 code for a protein of 347 amino acids. Gene Ontology annotation, biological process: nucleotide-sugar biosynthetic process. Gene Ontology annotation, molecular function: GDP-L-fucose synthase activity. NCBI's taxonomy places the organism in Eukaryota, Bigyra, Opalinata, Blastocystidae. The record is from RefSeq and is a predicted model, not a curated record.